Molecule: messenger RNA, 1271 nt
Organism: Exophiala dermatitidis NIH/UT8656
Lineage: Eukaryota; Fungi; Ascomycota; Eurotiomycetes; Chaetothyriales; Herpotrichiellaceae
Exons: 2
Coding region: 369-788 (139 amino acids)
Source: RefSeq, a predicted model, not a curated record
UUUGUAUGCCUCUCAUCCAACUACUAGUACUGGUAGUAGGAUGCAUAUUUCAACUCCUUCCCAAACUAAGGCUGUGGCGCAUCAACCCUGCCAGUGUCUGCAUUCACAAAUAAGGCCACACACACCAUGAUCAUCAUGUCCCAUGACCGGUUCAGCCAGUCAAAGCGUUGUUCACAUGCACAAAACAGGAACAAUGCCCUGCGGUGUGCCAGUGCUUUGCAGACAAGCGUGACGUCACAAAACAAACAACUUGAACCACCUACAUCCGUCCCUGGCACUGCACGGUACCACACAGCAAUCCAAGGGGGGAAGCCAGGUAAGGAUAGGAUAGGACAGGAACGGCAGUCUUGCAGCGCAGCCACAGAUGGAUGGCCCAGGUGAGUCAGGGUUCAAAGGGCACACAAUAUCUCAGAGUGACGCACUGGGAUUUCUUGUCGCGAGACGAUAUAACUACCAUUGUACACUGCGCCCAACCUCCUUUAUUCUUUCUUUCCUGUCAGACUUACACACGACUUGAAUCGCCCUUGAUUCCCAGUUCACAAGUCAAACAGACUACAAAUCGCACUAUCGCCGUACCUGUCUACUAUACCCGAGACUUUCUGUUUCAUUACCCGCCAUCAUGUCCGAUAUCGCCAAAGGCGUCGGGAACCUAUUCGCCUCGUUCGCCGAGAUCAUCAGAGGGAUCUUUGCCACCAUCUUUGGUCUCUUCGGGACCGCCAUCAAUACCGUCAUUGGCCUGUUCAAAGGUGUCUUUAAUUUGGCCGAGGGUGCGAUUGGCUUCAUCAUAGGAAAUCUCUUCAUCAUUGGCACUCUGGUUGCUGUAUACUUUGGAUACGUCCUGUAUCAGCAACGCCAAGGAAGACAGCCCGCGCCGAUUUCGAGGGCAGCGAAGAAGACAAGUUAAAUCGUACACAAGCGAAGUGAACGUUGAACCUUCAAGUUGCCAAUGCCAGUGGGGCGGGAUGUAAUGCCAAAGGAUAAUUAGGGGUGGAUGAGAGAUGGAAAUGAAGGACUGAACUCAAUUCAAUGCAGUUCAGCAAUGAGUGAUGGCUACGUAUGAUGGGAAGGCGUUGAAAGGUUCAACACGGAGAGAGCUUGGUUGCAAAUGCUCGACUUGGAUCAGUAUGGAAAUCGAAGAUUCAGGCUUAUUCUGACGGCGAGUGAAGCCCAAUUCACUUCAAGUCGGGCUUACUUGGGUAGUGCAGUCUACUAGUACUUCAUAAAUAGGAAUACAGCUAUCCCCUAUUUUGAGGAUGUCAACAACACUCUGU